Mesorhabditis belari is the source of this 1554-nucleotide messenger RNA. The record is from the annotation of a GenBank genome assembly. NCBI's taxonomy places the organism in Eukaryota, Metazoa, Nematoda, Chromadorea, Rhabditida, Rhabditidae.
AUGAAGCAAAAGCACAGAAAUCUUGACGUUAUUCAUCACGGUUUGGUGCUGAUCUCCGAUGGUAAGGGACGAGGUCGACCAUCGAGAUUGUUGUUAACAAAAGAUCAAAUCUCGAUUCAAAUCCCCUCCGAUGCAGUGAUCGAUGAGGUAUCAGUGGCCCCGGAGGACACCUCGACAAGACAUAUCGUGAUAAAGAAAAGGAAAGAUGGCGGAGGACUUGGCUUGAGUAUUCGAGGCGGUGAUCACAACAGCAAUUUUCCGAUUGUCAUCUCGAAGAUUUUUCCAGAUAUGCCUGCUGAUGAAACAAAGCAACUCUUCGUUGGUGACGCGAUUGUCGAAGUGAACGGGAUUGCCGUUGAUGGGAAAUCUCAUGAUGAGGUUGUUGAAAUGCUGAAAUCUGAGGAUGAUGAGGUGACGCUCGGUGUUCGACACUUCACCCAAAUUACACCCUAUCUUAAACCAGCCAGCUCUCUACAACCCGGUCGAAGUGGAUCUGCAUUGGAUAAACUUUACGAGCCGAAUACAUGGAAGUCAGCAAUGAAAGCGCACUCGGAUCUGGGGUUGUAUGAGAAGAAAAGCAGCACCGCUCAUCAUUCUUCAAUGGGAACUCUUGAUCGCGAUGACGGUAAGUGGAAGACGAUUUCAACGAUUCCCCUUCCAAUGGCCUAUUUGACGAGAUAUUUGUGGGGAACGGAUAAUUUAAGACAACACGCUUUUGAGCUACGAGCCGUUGAUGGAACUUCUUCAGGAGUGAUUCAUUGUGAGGAUAGCAGAGCUCUUGAGCUAUGGUUAAUGAAGAUUCAUCAACACAUCAAUCAUUUGAAUCAGAAAAGUAUCAAGAUGAGCAACAAGUAUUUGCAUCAGAGUGAACAGAUCACCUACAUUGGUUGGGUGAAUGAGCAUUUAACAGAAGAGGCGAGUGUUGAUCCGAAACAACGCUGGGAACCGAGAUUUCUGAUAUUGAAAGGAGGCGAUAUUUGUCUUUUCGAGACACCGCCGUUGAACUCGGAUGAUCUCGGAAAAUGCUUGAAUCUUUACAAAUGUUAUGAUGUAGCUGUUAAACAGGUACCGGAUGACAUGCGACGAUUGGAUAAAAGAGACAAUUGUCUUUGGGUGGAGACAGCACUUGGUGAAGAAGUAAAGCAUUAUCUUGCUUUCGAAUCCCCUCAAAUGAUGGAACGCUUUGAGGCAGCCUACUAUCGAUGCGUUCACACAACGAUCAAUGCUAUGCAAACUCGAACUUUCGCAUGCAGUUUCGAGGGUCGACCAAGCGGUCUCGUCUUUGAUAUUAAACAGGGAAUCAGCUUGUACGAUAUUCCGACAAAGAGUUACGCUUGGCAAUAUCGUUUCCGAGACUUGCACUCGUCAUCCGAUGACGGGAAAGUGCUCGUGCAGUUGGUUUUCAACGAUGACCGGAGUUUGGAUCCGAAAAAGUUGGAAACCAAGGACAUGGAAUGCGAAGAGGUGCUGACCGUUGUCUACAACUUGCAAGCGUUUCUAUUGGCUAAAAUCGUUGCAGUUGAUCCGGAGUUUUUGAAACAAAAUCCAUUGCAA